Molecule: messenger RNA, 2280 nt
Organism: Sodiomyces alkalinus F11
Lineage: Eukaryota; Fungi; Ascomycota; Sordariomycetes; Glomerellales; Plectosphaerellaceae
Product: pentafunctional AROM polypeptide
Exons: 1
Coding region: 1-2280 (759 amino acids)
Molecular function (GO): 3-dehydroquinate dehydratase activity
Source: RefSeq, a predicted model, not a curated record
AUGGCAACGGUUCAGCAACUGUCCGCUGGGCCGACCCCCGCGCGGCCACGAAGCACCAAUGGGACUAGGGAUGGCGAUAUGGAUGUCGACUCUAGUCCUUCACCGGAGCUCUCUCGGACAGCGAGCAAGUUUGGCAGUGAGCCUCAAAGGGGAGACCCGCGGAUCGUUGUCAUUAUAUACGGGGACGGUCAGGAUGGAAUUGUUUCCACCUUUGCCGAGGUCCUUGGGAAGCCUCUAGGUCUGAAAUCUGGCUUCAGUGAAGUCAGCACUGCAGACAAAGGCCUGGUCAUUGGCAUUCAAGCCGGAGCCGCGAAAAAUGACAUUGCCGCUCGGAACAAGGAUCUAGUGGUGGCCAUCAAUGCCCACUGUGUCGACCUCGGAAUGCCGCCCGAUGUGUACCUGUCGGAGCAGUGCGAUUAUGAGUUCUUGUACACGAAGGCCCCCUUUUUUCGGCGCGAUUUGUCGCGGUUCAUCUCCUUCACCCUGGGGCAGAUUAACCACCACGAGACAUUGAUGGCGAAACCUCGGACGUACUUCAUAUCGACAACCUUUCCUGACGUUAGCGCAGCGUUACCUAACCUCGACAUUUUGACCGUUGGCGCAGAUGCAGUGGAACUUCGGGUGGACUUAUUGAAAGAGCCCACUGGCGACGGGACUUACUCGGCCGUUCCCAGUCUCAGCUAUGUCGGCCGACAGGUCAUGCUUUUACGGCAACGAACCGAGCUGCCUCUCAUAUUCACGACGAGGUGCACAAGGGAGAACGGCCGGUUCCCCAUGGGAGAUCCCGAUUUGUACUAUGAAUACCUCUAUCGAGCCAUCCAGUGGGGAGUCGAAUACAUCGAUGUCGAGCUCUGGCUGCCUGAGGAGAUUAGGAAACGACUUUUCGAGGUGAGAGGCAACAGCAGGAUCAUGUCCGCUUUUCAUGACUUCUCUGGUACCUUCCGCUGGCCCUCGCCUGAAGCCCAACAAGUGUACGUCGAAUCCAGCAAGUACGCGGACAUAGUCAAGAUGAUCGCGAUUAUCAACGACCAUCAUGAGAACUUCGAGCUCGAGUAUUUCCGGUCAAAGAUGAGGGCUGAGUACCCCGACUCCCCACCCUUCUCCGGCGUCAACAUGGAGGAGACCGGUCAGUUCUCCAGGACGCUCAACAAAGUCUUCACCCCUAUCACACACCCUCUACUCCCUAUUGUCGCCGCACCGGGUCAGAUGAGUGCCUCGGAGAUCAAUACGGCCCUUUCCCUGCUGGGCCAGCUGCCCAAGAAGACCAUCUGGGGAAUCACGAGCCCAUUAUUUCGAAGCUCCAUACCGCAAGCGCCUUUCUUUGAAAAAUGUUUCAACGAACUGGGUCUGCCCCAUCAAUUUGCCGUCGUAGAACGGCAACCGAAUAACGUGGCUAGCGUGGAAGCAUGGUGUAACCAGAAGAACUUUGGCGGUGCUUACUUGAGCCCUCCGGUAUCAUGGAGCAGCCUUUUGAAGCACAGUGCUUUCUUCGCAUCGCUGAACAACGGCAGGGGUCCUGAGCUCACCGAGGCCGCCCGCGUUAUUGGGACAGUCGACACCAUUGUUGUCAGGACAGCAUCAUCACUUUCCCCCCCAUCGGGUCCCGCGUCAAUAUCACCAAGCCCACCCAACCACGGCACCAACACCACGGCCGGGCUCAGCUCGGCAAUCUCCAACCUGCCACCCAACACGUCUCUUGUCCUGGAUAACGCAAGCUGGAAGGGCAUUCUGAGUGCGUUGACUCGGGACCUAGCGCCCUCUGCUUACUUUGGCCGAUCUGCCGUGGCUUUGGCAUCCUCGGGGGAUGACGCGGCUUCCGUCAUAUUCGCAUUGAGAGCUUUGAACAUUUCCAAAAUCUACACCGUUGGUUUCAAGACCCCGCCGGUGCUUGCCAAGAAUGGACCUGCCAUUGAACCAUUCAACAGCCUGGAAAGCCUGCAACGCGCACGCAUGGUGGGGGAUGACGCCGCGCCGUUCGUCAUCGUCUCGGCGUUGGGUCCUGAAAAGAGCAACUUGGUCGGGAUGUUGGUUCGAGUGUUCGGAGCUACGGGGCGUGGGAGCUCCUCCAACAAUACGAGGAAGGUGUUCCUAGAUCUUGCAGACACUGCCAGCGCGCGGAAGGGGGGCGAUCCCAGCAUCGUGGCUGAGCAGAUUGGUUUCUCGGCCUACAGCUCGGCGGACACGGCGGCUUUCACGACGGUAGAGACAUUGAGACUGUUAGUUGGGCAGAACGUACCCUACAGCUUUGUCAGGCUGGCAAGUGGCCGGAGUCUGUUUUGA